GUUUAUAUCAUAAUUGCAACUGUCGUUGCGGCCUAAAUUUUUGAUUUUGUAAAUAAUUUUAGAAAUUUUUAAAAUCGAUAAUCAUUGAAUUCGAUAUUUGACCACAACAAAUACCAAAAAAAGAUGACUGACGCGAUAUUCUAUCCACCUACCGAAAUUACCGAUUAUUGGGGCUACGUAAAAAGUAUUGAUUUUUACGAUCCAUGGCUCAUAUGCUUGAUUUUUGGACAUAUUACAUUGUGUGCAACUGCUGUACUUACCCGAAACCAUAACACUUUUCAAAUAAUCUUAUUUUUCUUUCUGCUUAUUGUUGUCUACUUUUCCGAGUACAUAAAUGAGCUUGCGGCUAGGAACUGGCAGAAAUUUUCAAGGCAGCAGUACUUCGAUUCGAACGGUCUGUUCAUUUCUACAUUCUUUUCGAUACCAGUUCUUCUGAUCUGUAUGUUAAUGAUUGGAAACUGGCUGUACAGCUCUACCCAAAUCAUGGCAAAAGUAAAAACGGCACAGCUGAAACAACGUCUUAAGCAACAACAAAAACAGCAAAGUGUUGAAUCGGAGAGUCAGCCGAAUGUACGACUUAAGGAAGAAUAAAACCAAAUUAGUUCAUUACUCA
Molecule: messenger RNA, 613 nt
Organism: Bradysia coprophila
Lineage: Eukaryota; Metazoa; Arthropoda; Insecta; Diptera; Sciaridae
Gene: Tmem18
Product: transmembrane protein 18
Source: RefSeq, a predicted model, not a curated record